AUGCCAGGGCCAGCUGUGUAUGUUGCAGUGGUAGUGGGAACUGCUGCUGCCGGAUUUGCAUUUAAACAUUUCGUCUACGACCCACACAUCGCGCCCAAGAUCGAUGUUUGGAAACACGAAUUCAGAGCUAGACGUCAGGCUAGACGUAGAAGGCGACAGGGGCCUGUACCCGUCGCGGUUGCGCUAAACAGUGCUCGUAAAGAGUCUAAAGACAGGGUUUCAGACAUCUCUGGCAGCGACGACUCGGAUGAUGCUCAUGUCGACAGACGGUUGUACGAGCUGGAAAACAUGGUCACACAGGAGGUCCUAGACUGGCGAAGUGAGGUCGAUCGAGCUGCAACGUUGAGGAAGAGAAAACCAAGGAAUGUUGAUGAUCACUCAGUUGUCAGCGGAAGCACCACUUCAUGGUCGCUGCCUCAGAAUGCUCAGAUUACACUGGAUAAUGCAAUCCCAUCCCAGAUUGUUGUCGAUUUCGGCUCUGAAUCAACAUCAACCAUCCCUUCUCGGCAAUCCUCUCACACGAGAAGCCCGCAAGUCUCCACUCUACGAUCGUCCACCUCGCGGUCUACGCUUCGAUCGCCUCAGUCAAGAGACGUUCAGUUGGCUGAGACAAGGAUCUCACCCCCAACACCCACCUGUUCUAACUUUUCGUGUACGGAAUCCGAUGGCCAUUCCCAUACUAUAGCUUCUGCAUCUCCGCCCGUCUCUUCUCCUAGUCAUGUUCCGAGUCUUUCAUUAUCGCAUCCUGUCGAUCUGGACCGGGAACAUGACAUCGAGUUGUUGUCAGCGCCGUCUUCACGGCCAGACUCGCCGUUCUCCGCUCUCUCGCAGCCGUCAUCUAUUGGUGGUUUCAGUGCUGGAAGCCAUGAAGGGCGAACUAGUCCGGCUCAUUUAACGAAUUCACCACCUUUGCCUCCCCUUCCCGGUAUCGCGCAAUUAUUACCCCCUCCGGACCCGUCUCAAUCCUCCUCCCCUUCACUUCAGUCUCUCUCAGAGAUAAAUUCGUUCUAUCAGGCUCCAACGACUACAAUUAUGGGCACCAUUCCUGUUUCCCGGUCAGAGUCCGAACUGGAGUUUCUGUCUUUUGACGGUAACGGGAAUAGCACUCGAAAUUCUAGCUCCGAUAAUAUCUCUUCCAUGUCAUCUCACGAUCGCAUGUCGGUGCAAUCGUUCAAUGCGACAGAUGACGACGGCUUUGAUGUCAGGGAUCUGGCUAGUGAUUUUGGAGGAAGUGAAGCAUCUAUGGACUUCAGUUGGGCUAGUCUUAGCGAUGCUGGCUCCAGCCCAAGUGCAUCCCAAGGUAAUAGGGGACCACGGUAG
Marasmius oreades (fairy-ring Marasmius) is the source of this 1320-nucleotide messenger RNA. RefSeq lists its product as uncharacterized. Bases 1 to 1320 code for a protein of 439 amino acids. The record is from RefSeq and is a predicted model, not a curated record. The transcript is spliced from 3 exons. Lineage: Eukaryota; Fungi; Basidiomycota; Agaricomycetes; Agaricales; Marasmiaceae.